Molecule: messenger RNA, 2628 nt
Organism: Ceutorhynchus assimilis (cabbage seed weevil)
Lineage: Eukaryota; Metazoa; Arthropoda; Insecta; Coleoptera; Curculionidae
Source: the annotation of a GenBank genome assembly
GCAGUCCCAGUUGUUUACAUUAUGAUGACCUCGUAAAUUAGCAGCAUUAGAAGCGUUCUUUGUUUAUCCAUUUAUUUUUGAGAUCAGUGCUUGCAAGGCAGAAGUUAUCAAAUUUGCUCAUGAAAAAAUUUCUCCAAGAUCAGCUUGAAUUCAGGGUAUACGAUAUAGUAUAGGUACCGUACCCCGAAUUUCUUCGAACCACAAAGAAGGUUUAACGGAGUAGAUACAUCUGUAUUUUCGAACAGCUGGGGUGUACACUGAGUGUGGGUGUGACCGGUGCUUUUUUGAACGCACCCAUGGAGAUCCGGCUUUCAGUUAUUCCGCUGUUUGUUCUAAUUUUUUAUUUGAUUUAAAAUUUAGUUCGUAAUUUAUUAUUUUUCUCUUCUGCUACUUUGAAAUAAUACACAAAAAAUAAUUUCGAAAACAAGUCAAAAACUUUCAGCACCGCGCCACCGCGCGCAUGACUUUCAUUGGGCGACAGCCGUUAAAGCGAAGGCAUCAGCCAAUAGCAUCUACACACGAGUCACACGACCACGAGACACGAGUGAACAUAACCUCAACCUCAUAAUCCACAUCUGCGCAUUCUGCAAUUCCGCAUCAAUUUCAAUUUCAAUAGGUGCAGCGCAGCGUAUUGUCGUCGUUUUAUUUACAUUCAACAAUUUGAGCAUAUAUUUUCCAAUAUCAUCAGGCCCUAGACCAUUCCAUUCAGUAUGAUGCCCACAAGCUCGGCUUCCCCUGUUUUGCCCCUCUCUGCAAAGUCCAAAACAUCAUCAAGGAAUAUGAAACCGAAUUAUACACUCCAUUUAACACUUAUUGGACACACCCGAGCACUUUCAUCCGUAAAAUUCAGCCCUAAUGGAGAAUGGUUGGCAAGUUGUUCAGCGGAUAGGACGAUCAAAAUUUGGGGAGCUUAUGAUGGCAAAUUUAAGAAAAUUAUCGCUGGCCAUCAGUUCGGUGUCAAUGAUGUAGCUUGGUCAAGCGACAGUCGUCUCUUAGUCUCAGCUUGUGACGACAGCACGUUAAACAUAUGGGAUGUAGAAUCCGGCAAGUCCCUCAAAACUUUAAAAGGUCAUAGUCACUAUGCGUUUUGCUGCAGCUUCAAUCCCCAGUCUAACCUUAUAGUAUCUGGUUCACUCGAUGAUUCUUUGAAGAUAUGGGACGUGCGCAAUGGAAAAUGUCUCCAAACUUUGUCGGCUCAUUCUGAUCGUAUCACUUCGGUAGACUUCAACCUAGAUGGUUCUCUAAUUGCUAGUAGUAGCCAUGAUGGGUCGUGUCGAAUUUGGCACACUGGCGCUGGAAUGUGCUUGAAAACACUGACUCCGAGAAAGAAUUGCCCAGUUUCCACUGUCAAAUUUUCACCAAAUGGAAAAUAUAUCCUAACUGCUACUUUAGAUAACACCCUAAAGUUGUGGGAUUGUGUCAAGGGUAAGUACGUGAAAACUUACUCUGGGCACAAUAACGAGAAAUAUUGCAUUUUUGCAAACUUCUCUCCUGAAGGAAAAUGGAUUGUUUGUGGAUCGGAGGAUAAUAUGGUUUAUAUUUGGAAUUUACAUACAAGAAAAAUAGUACAGAAAUUACAGGGUCACAGAGACACAGUAAUUGGAACGGCAUGGCACCCGACAGAAAAUAUAAUCGCAUCAGCAGCUUUAGCAGAAGACAAAACCAUAAAACUGUGGAGAAGCAAUUGUUAAAUUUAAGCUACCAGUUAAGGUUUCUACAAUAUUUUAAGUUUUAUAUUUUCUUUUCUUGUUAUCACUUUGUGUUUGUUCAAAAAGCUUACAUUUCUUCAAGUUGGAUCUUAAAUUUUUGAUUUAAAACCCAAAAGUUAAUUGAAAAUAUAUAAUUGGUUAUUACACCGCGUAAAAAAAUAAUUGUGCAACUUUUUCAAUCAUUGGUAUCAUUCUUUCCCUAGACUCUAAGCAACAGUGUUAACUGUACCACCAAUAAAACCUUGGUCUGAGGUUUCCUCAAACCUACAUCAAAAAAUGUUGGCUUUUUGAAUUAACUCAUAUCAGCUCAAACUAGAAUUAAUAAUUUAGAAUAAGAGUUUUUUUAUUUCAUUUAUCACUUCCAAAUUGUUGGACACUGAUAACGUUUUGUAGUUUAGUUUUAGUUUUUAGUUUUAAUUUUCCCCAGAAAAUGGAGGGUUCAGUUAUAGACGUCAAUGCAAGGCUUAAUUUAACUAGCUAUUUUUUUGAGUUGUAUUUGAUACACAUACAAAAAAUAAAAAACCCUAGGUCGUUUUUACGUCAGAUACUACUAAUAAAAUGGUAUUUUUAUAUUUGAUAUAAUUUUUUGAAUACCUAUGUAAAACGGUAAAGGCCUGUUCUAUUUCUAUUGAAGAAAUAAAGUUGUAUUAAUAGAUUUUAUAAAAUCCACCAUUUUCUAUUUGGACCUACACCAAAGAAUGCUAGCUUUUUGAAUAAACUCAUAUCAUCUCAAACUAGAAUUAUUGAUUUAGAAUAAGUGUAUUUUUUAUUUUAUUUAUCACUUCCAAGCAGUGUUGGACACUGAUAACGUUUUGUAGUUUAGUUUUGGUUUUUUAGUUUUCAUUUUCUCGCAGAAAAUGGAUUCAGUUAUAGACAUGAGUUGCACCUGAUAAAUUUAAAUUAAUUAGGUAAUACACAU